This is a messenger RNA of Hydra vulgaris (swiftwater hydra), 442 nucleotides long. RefSeq lists its product as uncharacterized. NCBI's taxonomy places the organism in Eukaryota, Metazoa, Cnidaria, Hydrozoa, Anthoathecata, Hydridae. The record is from RefSeq and is a predicted model, not a curated record.
CUGAUAGCUGGCUGCAGGUACAGUUCAAAGAAGCCUUUUCUUUUUCUCAAAAUAUUAUCAGAAUGAAAACAAUGAAAAAGGAUGGAUGUAGGUCUGAUUAUCUAGAGUUAGUGGAAUUGACAACAAUGGUUUUAUCUGGUGAUGAACAGUACAGGCUAAGAAAACCUGGGCCUGUACACCAUGCCAGAUUUAUGGCAAAGGGAAUAUACUUUCUGAAAAUGUAUCUCCUUCUAAACAACAUUUCUAGCUUGACAGAUUUUGAAAAGAAAGAAAUAAAUGAUAUGGCAUUCUUCACAGCUGUAUUUUACACUGAGUGGUUUAUAAAGGCUGAAAUUCCGGCUGUCGCUCCAUAUCAGGUGACAUUUCUAUGUUUUAAAAGUUUUUAAUCAUUUUGCUUUUUAUUACUUUUUUUUCUUUGAAAAUUUUGUGUAAUAUUUCAUAG